AAAUAGGAGAAGACGCGGAAAGAGGAAGGUGCCUGUCGCGGAGGAGGAGGCGACUCGCUUCCUUUUCUCUCCCCGAAAGCCCCCCUUCUGGCUCCCAAGGGGAUCGGGGAGAGAGAGGGAAAGGUGAAGUGUCCGCGCGCGGCGGGAUCGUGGGCGGCCCCUCCUGGCGACGCCUCGCCCUUUGGGCUCACCUUUGGGCAGCAGAGGUCAAAGAGAUGAGGGCCGGGAAGGGACCGGCGAAGCCUUUGAGAUUUUAAAUACUUGUGAAGGAAGGCUGCUGUUUUAAGGUGACGUCAUGCUUUCUGCAACCCCCCUGUAUAGCAACGUUCAUAGUUGGAUGAGCAAUGAGAGGGUCCGCAUGUGUGGCAUUAAUGAAGACAGGAAAAUCCCAGUUAAUGAUGGAGACGCUUCAAAAAACAGGCUGGAAUUAAGAGAGGAAAAUCACCUGAACCAUAGCGUGGUGGAUGCAACAGGCGUGCAUCGCAUUGACAGUCUUGCUGCUCUGAGCAUGGACCGGACUGGACUUAUGCGGGAAGGACUCAGAGUCCCUGGUAGUAUUGUCUUUCCCAGCUUAUGUGGACUUGGCUCAGACAAGCCUCGAGAUGCUGCAAGUGCAAUUGCUGGCCUUGGAUUUGCUCCUGAAAGAAAUCCAGAGUUACAGUUCAAGACGAAUCCUACUGAAACAAUUGAAAAUGUGGCUGGAAAGCCCCCAAAUGGCUUCAGCGCUAUAUACAAAACACCACCUGGAAUACAAAAGAGUUCUGUUCCGCCUGCCGGGGAAACCUUGGGCUUGGACAGAACCUCUAGCGACAAACCAAGUCCUCUCAAUGUCAAUGGUGCUAGUUACCUAAGGUUACCCUGGGUAAGUCCUUACAUGGAGGGUGCUAUUUAUCCUUUUCUUGAAUCACCAAAUAAGUAUUCGCUGAACAUGUAUAAGACCUUGCUACCUCAGCAAUCCAGCUACAGCUUGCCGCAGCACCUGGCGUACUCCCCUGUCUGUACCAAUGGCGAGCGUUUUUUGUACCUGCCACCUUCUCAUUACGUCACUCCUCACAUUCCAUCUUCCUUGGCUUCACCUUUGAGGCUCUCCGCCGCAGCAGCAGCCCCCGUACUUCCUCCUUUGGGACACUGUCCAGAGAAAAGCUUGUCUUGGAAGAUGGGAGUCAGUCCUGGGAAUCCUGUGGACUCUCACGCCUACCCACAUAUCCAGAACAGCAAGCCGCCUCGGCUUCCAUCUGCCAAGCCGGCCGCUAGCAGCAUGCCCACAGAGCCUGCGGGUCUCCUGUCCCAUUCGCCACGACCCUCGCCGAGAGUUCAUUUGCAGCCGCAGCCUGGAGAUGCUUACUCAGAGUUCCAUAAGCACCUCUCUAGGAUUUCGACGUCUCCUUCUUCAGUUGUGCUCCCAAAGCCAUACAUGAAUGUAAGCAGUGACUUUCCUCCCAGGGUCUCUACUGGGAAGGCCCCCAAAACACACGAGACGGCUGACAUUUCGCAGCAACCCACCGUGCAUGCAAGGAAAACCAGUCACGAUAGGAAGGAGAGCAGAUCCCCUCCAUUGUUAGAGAAACAACAAACUGUUACCAAAGAUGUUAUAGACAAACCACUGGAUUUGUCAUCUAAGGUUGUGGAUGCAGAGACAGCCAAACUGGAUCACAUUAAGAAAAUGACACCGACUGUGUUAGUUCAUAGCAGGGCUGGAAGCGGACUGGUUUUACCUGGAAGUGAUCUUCCCAAAGAAACCAUUUCUCCUGGAAACUGCUGUCCUGUCUAUAGACCUGAAAUAAUUAGCACCGCACCUUCCUCCUGGGUGGUUCCCGGCCCAGCUCCGAGUGAAGACAAUAGCAGUGCAAAAAACAUGCCAUUGAAAAACAAAGCAUUGGACUGGGGGACGCCACAACAGCGAAGCUCUUCGUGUCCCAGGAUGGGAGGGACAGAAGCAGUUGUCAGUAACGUUUCAGGGUCUGUAUCAACCGGGGGUCGGCCAGCAUCCGCUUCUCCGGCCCCGAAUGCCAAUGUGGAUUGCCCUAAAACGAGCAGCUCCGUCGAGACCACUGCUGCGUCUGUCAUCCAACAUGUUGGGCAGCCUCUAGCGACGCCAUCUUCCAAGCACAGUAGUAAGGCAGCUAAAUGCAACAAUCAAGAACCUGUCUUCAAAGCAAGCGAGAGCACACUCACACCAACACCAACGUCCAUCUUUUUUCCUCCUAACGAUGCAUUCCGGUCUCCACCGUUGCCCUACCAGAGGAGCUAUCUCCCAUAUCCUGUUCCUGAAGGCUUAGCUAUAGGCCCUUUGUCUCUGCACGGAAAAGCACCCGUAUAUCCUCACCCCAUUCUCUUACCAAACGGCAGCCUUUUCCCUGGUCAUCUGGCCCCCAAACCUACAAUCCCAUACAGCCUGCCGACGAGCAGAGGUGAGUUUGUGACCUAUCAGGAUACAUUAGGCAUAGGGAUGGUGCACCCAAUGCUGUUGCCACACACAACAGCUUUGGAGCUGAAAGAUGACAAAUCGGAAAGGAGAUCUCGAUCACAUGAAAGGCUCCGUUAUGAGGAUCCUAUUUUAAGAAGCAGAUUGCCGGAGGUGCUGGAAACCAGCACUAAGCUACAAUUUGAGGUACCAGCUACAGACAGAAAUGCAAAACCACAACAGAUUUCAGGUCAUAGUAAGAAUCCUGCCAAAAGUGACAAGCACACGUUUGCAGAGCUGAGAGAAGAGCAGGACGUGAAAGGUGAAACAAACAUGAUAAUAAAACCCAGUUUUCCCGCUGAAAGCGGCACUCAAGCAAGCGAGCCCAUAAAGCACAAGGUAGAGCAGGCCUUUCAGCCCAGAGAUUUUAUUGUGACCAGAGAAGAAUGUGGGAGAAAUAAUUUCCACGAAGUCUACAACUUUAAGCAAGCCCAGAGCUCACACACAGCAAUGUUCAACUUAAGAAAAGAGGACAUGUCAAUUAGCCAAAACAGAGAGAGAGUGCCGGUGCCCCCUUCCUCUGUCUUCUUGGAGCCUGUGCAUGGGACUGAUGGCCUGGCGAUGUCUUUUUGCAAAAUGCCCGAUGACAAUAAACCACUUUGCAUUGGAAAUGCACAGCCGAGCAUUGAAGUCAACCAGACGUAUGCCAAAGAGGGGACCGAGGGCACAGAAUCUAACGAUGGCAAACUUGUGAAGCCUAAGCCAUCCAAAGUGGCAAAGAGAAUUGCAAACUCUGCCGGUUACGUAGGUGACCGAUUCAAGUGCGUUACAACUGAACUGUAUGCAGAUUCUACCCAGCUGAGUCGAGAACAGCGGGCCCUGCAGAUGGAAGGAUUACAAGAGGACAGUAUUUUAUGUCUACCUGCUGCUUACUGUGAGCGGGCCAUGAUGCGCUUCUCAGAGUUGGAGAUGAAAGAGAGAGAAGGCCACGGAGCGACCAAAGACCCGGAGGUCUGCCGAUUCAGCCAAGCAGACUGGGAAAACUUCAAAGGAAACAAUGAAAAGAAACCCAAGUCUGUCACUUUGGAAGAUGCCAUGGCUGGGCAAAAUGACAAUGACAGAUGCGACUUCAGUAAUCCAGAGAGUGCCCAAGAGCACAGGCUUGAGGCUCAAGAGGACACAUUUUCUCCAGCAGACAUUUGUCCGGAGGGACUUGCUAUCCACGAAAAGGCAAGUGACCAGCUCACAGAAGAUGUCAGCCAAGCACCUUGCCCACAUCUGGACAGAAAACGAAAACAUUCUGGUGAGCAAAUGCAGAAUGAUGGAAGCGUGAAAGAAAACGCGAUAGAGGAGCUGGAAGACGAAUUUGCACCCAAAGCAAAAAACCAGAAGAUAUCCCAAGAUGACUGGCCUGAGAGGGAAAUGACAAACAAUUCCUCUAACCACUUAGAAGAGCCCAAUUGUAAUGAGGUGACCAACCUGAAGGUGUGCAUUGAAUUAACAGGGCUCCAUCCCAAAAAGCAGCGUCACCUGCAGCAUCUUAGGGAACUAUGGGAGCAGCAGGUGUCACCAGAGAGAUCCCCACCCGGCAAGUUGGGCCGGCAAAGCAGGAAAGAUUUAGCUGAGGCUGUUCAGCCCGAGGCCACUGCAAAGGUCAAAGACUGCACAGAAGAAAGGCACACCAAGAAAAGGUCAGAGGUCAAAAGCAAUAGAAGUUGGUCUGAAGAGUCCCUCAAAACCAGUGACAAUGAACAAGGUAUUCCGCUAUUCCCGGCAUCUCCGCAUAUGAAGAAUCUUUCAUCCCCCAAUACAAACAGCAAAAGGCAAAUUCAUCCAAGCUGUACUCCAGCUUCAAGGUUGGCUGCCAAACAGCAGAAAAUUAAAGAAAACUGGAAGACAGAUGUGCUGUGCACAAACGAAGAAGAGGAUUUCCAAACUGCAUCCCUGCUGCAGAAACACGGUGACUGCGAGAAACCACCAGGGAAGCGUCAGUGUAAAACAAAACAUUUGGCACUGCAGGAGAGGAGAAGGAGGUCAUCGCUGACGGGGGAUGACAUUACAGAUAUCGAGAGCGCAGAGGAGAAGCUGCAGACUGGAAGCACCCCUCAGGAGACUACGCCAAGCCGUCCCAUGCCGCCGGAAGCCCGAAGGCUUAUUGUCAAUAAGAAUGCUGGGGAAACUCUUCUGCAAAGGGCAGCUCGACUGGGAUACGAGGAAGUGGUUCUAUAUUGUUUGGAAAACAAAGUCUGUGAUGUAAAUCAUCGUGACAAUGCUGGUUAUUGUGCCCUGCAUGAGGCCUGUGCCAGAGGCUGGCUGAGCAUUGUGCGACAUCUCCUCGAAUAUGGAGCCGACGUUAACUGCAGCGCUCAGGAUGGAACUAGGCCUGUCCAUGAUGCCGUCGAAAAUGACCACUUGGAAAUUCUCCGAUUGUUACUUUCGUACGGUGCUGACCCAACACUGGCUACGUACUCAGGGAGAACGAUUGUGAAAAUGACUCACAGUGAACUUAUGGAAACAUUCCUUACAGAGUAUUUAACUGACCUGCAGGGUCGAGAUGUUGAUGACCUUAGCUUACACUGGGACUUUUAUGGCAGCUCUGUAUGCGAGCCAAAAGGCGAGUCUGGAUUUGACAUCCUAUCUAAUCCACCUGGUCCAAGUGAUGAUGAAGAUGGCUUUAGCGAUAUCUUUGAGUUUGAAUUCUCAGACGCGCCUCUCUUACCCUGUUUCAACAUCCAGGUGUCUCUCUCUCAGGGACCACGGAACUGGUUAUUACUCUCGGAUGUAGCAAAGAGGCUGAAAAUGUCACCCCGGAUAUUUCACUGCAACUUCCCAAGCGUGGAGGUUGUCAGGAUCACAGAAGCGGAAUUUUUCAAGCAGGUCUCCCUGAGCCAGCUAUUCUCUUGCGAAAAGGAUCUGGAAGCGUUCAACCCAGAUAGCAAGGAACUGUUGGACUUGGUAGAGUUCACAAGUGAGAUGCAGUCUUUGCUUGGAUCCUCGCUUGAGGUGCUACAUCCAGAUGAUGAAGAAGAAGAAGAAGAAGAAGUAGAAGCAGAAGCAGCAGAAGAAGAUAAUCAUUGGUGAAGCUCCAAGCCACUUAAUGUAUAGUUCCCUGUAAAGUUAUUUCUUUAUGUAUAUGUGUUUAUUGCAAUUGUUUCUGUAAAGAAAGGGCACUGUAAAAUAAGAUAUCUUUCCUAUAUAUACAUAUAUUAUAUAUAUAUAUAAAUAUAUUAAAAAUUCUAGUUGGGUGGAUUUUUGGAAGAUUUUUUUUAGACGCGUCACUCAGUUUUUACAAAUUGAUAUAUAAUAUUCCUUUAAAUGCACACAAAUUUUUGGUAUAAAUUUGUUUUUACUUGGAACCUUUUUUUAAAUAAAGAAAAUGGCUUUGCUUCAUUCAAAGCGCUGGUGACACAGAAGACACCUGUUAGAGGUGAUGUGAUUACAGUGACAUGGUUGGCUUGGCUUAGGAGACCAUUGGGUAAGGCACUUCAUCGUAUUUUUUUUCUUUUUUGUUUACAAAAUUGCCUGCUUUGGCCAGGCAAAUGCUAUUGAAUAUAAUUUGGUAGCCUGUAAUAUAAAUUAAAACCAUAUCCAUGUGCAUUGACUAAUUGUGUGAAUUUUUAUAUCUUAAUUUAAGAGAUGUGAAAUAUAGUUUCACACAGAAAAGUGGAUUGUUUAUAUGUCUGUAUAUAGAUAUAUAUAUAUGUUUAAACAUUUGAUGCUCUUUAUUUAAAAGAAGACUUUGAACUAUUUUUUCUGGACCUUGUAAAAUAUUGAAAACUAACCUAUGUUGAAGUUGUUUAAAACUGUACAGAAGCUAAAUCUUUUUUCCAAAUUGUGUGUUUAUGUUUGAGAUCUGUGUUUUAACUUUGUAAGUAAAUUCUGCCUUUGUAUUUAUAUUUUGCAAAAAAAAAUCUAAAGGCAAUAAAACUGUUGAGAAAACAA
Messenger RNA from Anolis sagrei ordinatus, 6346 nucleotides. It is a transcript of the gene BCOR, whose product is annotated as BCL6 corepressor. Gene Ontology annotation, cellular component: nucleus. The record is from RefSeq and is a predicted model, not a curated record. Gene Ontology annotation, biological process: negative regulation of transcription by RNA polymerase II. Gene Ontology annotation, molecular function: protein binding; transcription corepressor activity. Lineage: Eukaryota; Metazoa; Chordata; Lepidosauria; Squamata; Anolidae.